CCUUCGCUUCCAGCCAGCCCGUUCAGCGGCCACGCAGACCACUUAGCGUUUCUUCAUGAUGGGUAUCGGGAAGAACACCACGUCCAAGUCAGUGGAGAAUGGAAGUUCAACGGAAGGCAAAUACGAGGAUGAAGCGAAGCAUCCCACCUUCUUUACUCUUCCGGUGGUGAUAAAUGGAGGUGCCACGUCCAGCGGUGAGCAAGACAAUGAAGACACUGAGCUCAUGGCAGUCUACACCACAGAAAACGGCAUCGCGGAGAAGAGCUCUCUCGCAGAGACCCUGGAUAGCACCGGAAGCUUAGACCCCCAGAGGUCGGACAUGAUUUACACCAUCGAAGAUGUUCCUCCCUGGUACUUGUGUAUAUUCCUGGGCCUACAGCACUACCUGACCUGCUUCAGUGGCACAAUCGCGGUGCCUUUCCUGCUGGCCGAUGCCAUGUGCGUGGGGUACGACCAGUGGGCCACCAGCCAGCUCAUCGGGACCAUCUUCUUCUGUGUGGGAAUCACCACCCUAUUACAGACCACGUUUGGAUGCAGGUUACCCCUGUUUCAGGCCAGUGCUUUUGCAUUUUUGGCCCCUGCUCGAGCCAUCCUGUCUUUAGAUAAAUGGAAAUGUAACACCACAGAUAUGUCCAUUGCCAACGGGACCGCAGAGCUGUUGCACACAGAGCACAUCUGGUACCCACGGAUCCGAGAGAUCCAGGGGGCCAUCAUCAUGUCCUCGCUGAUUGAGGUGGUCAUCGGCUUCCUGGGCCUUCCCGGGGCUCUGCUGAAGUACAUCGGGCCACUGACCAUCACACCUACCGUAGCCCUCAUCGGCCUCUCGGGUUUCCAGGCAGCAGGAGAGCGAGCAGGGAAACAUUGGGGUAUCGCCAUGCUGACAAUUUUCCUAGUAUUACUGUUUUCUCAGUAUGCCAGAAAUGUUAAGUUCCCUCUCCCAAUAUACAAAUCCAAGAAAGGAUGGACCGCGUACAAGUUACAGCUUUUCAAAAUGUUCCCUAUCAUCCUGGCCAUCCUGGUGUCUUGGCUGCUGUGUUUCAUCUUCACCAUGACAGACGUCUUCCCUCCCGACAGCACCAAGUAUGUGGGCGUGCUUCUGGUCGCCCCGUGGUUCAAGGUCCCGUACCCAUUCCAGUGGGGCCUGCCCACCGUGUCGGCCGCGGGUGUCAUCGGCAUGCUGAGCGCCGUGGUGGCCAGCAUCAUCGAGUCCAUCGGCGACUACUACGCCUGCGCGCGACUGUCCUGCGCCCCGCCCCCGCCCAUCCAUGCCAUAAAUAGGGGGAUUUUUGUGGAAGGCCUCUCCUGUGUCCUCGAUGGAGUGUUUGGUACCGGGAACGGCUCCACUUCAUCCAGUCCCAACAUCGGCGUGCUGGGAAUUACUAAGGUUGGCAGUCGCCGGGUGAUCCAGUAUGGGGCGGCCCUGAUGCUGGCGCUGGGCAUGGUGGGCAAGUUUAGCGCCCUCUUCGCGUCCUUGCCCGAUCCCGUGCUCGGCGCCCUCUUCUGCACUCUAUUUGGGAUGAUCACAGCUGUUGGACUCUCUAACCUGCAGUUCAUCGAUUUAAAUUCUUCCCGGAACCUCUUUGUGCUUGGAUUUUCAAUCUUCUUUGGACUUGUCCUGCCGAGUUACCUCAGACAGAACCCUCUGGUCACAGGGAUAACCGCGAUUGACCAAGUGUUGAAUGUUCUUCUCACGACCGCUAUGUUUGUAGGAGGCUGCGUGGCUUUCAUUUUGGAUAAUACCAUCCCAGGUUCUCCCGAGGAGAGAGGCAUCAGGAAGUGGAAGAAGGGCAUUGGCAAGGGGAACAAGUCGCUCGACGGCAUGGAGUCCUACGACCUGCCUUUCGGCAUGAACGUUAUUAAAAAGUACCGCUGCUUCAGCUACUUGCCCAUCAGCCCAACCUUUGUGGGCUACAAGUGGAAAAGCUUCAGGAAGAGCUGCAGCGGCCGGAACCCAGGCGAGGACUCGCAGGCCACCGUAUAG
Messenger RNA from Elephantulus edwardii (Cape elephant shrew), 1981 nucleotides. RefSeq names its product solute carrier family 23 (ascorbic acid transporter), member 2 (gene SLC23A2). The record is from RefSeq and is a predicted model, not a curated record. Gene Ontology annotation, biological process: transmembrane transport; L-ascorbic acid metabolic process. Gene Ontology annotation, molecular function: transmembrane transporter activity. NCBI's taxonomy places the organism in Eukaryota, Metazoa, Chordata, Mammalia, Macroscelidea, Macroscelididae. Gene Ontology annotation, cellular component: membrane.